UAAAGUGAGGAGUCCCAAUGGAUAAAGCCAAAAAAAAGCUGGGCGUCACUCCUUCCCACGCUGCACAGGCAUGGGGAAAAAAACACAGCACUACAGACAAAGAUCAGCAGAAACUUCAAGAUUUCAAAUAUAUUGGAAUCAAUGGUGCCCCUACUUGUACAGCUAUCUCAGAAGAUGUAUUAGCAGGUGUCAAGGAACUGGGAUUUGAUCGUUACAAGUAUAUAGUUCAGGUAUUUCUUGUGGAAAAGACUGGUCAGUCAAUACAUAUUGCCAGCAGAUGGGUGUGGGAUGUCGCAAGAGACACUUGGGUUCAAGCUCAAUAUGAAACUGAGACCUAUGUUAUAGUGGCUCUAGUAGUUGCUUCCUAUUUUGAGUAAUUGGUUUAUUUAUUUUAGAACAUUUAUAUAGCCGCCUACUCACUCACAGAGACUCUAGAUGGCUUCCAAACAGUAACAAAGAAAUAUUGUAGUAAUAUAUUGAGAUUUUCUAGUUUAUUUCCUCAAAUAAAUGUAUUUUUUUUUCAACCAUGC
Protobothrops mucrosquamatus (brown spotted pit viper) is the source of this 530-nucleotide messenger RNA. RefSeq names its product t-complex-associated-testis-expressed 3 (gene DYNLT2). Lineage: Eukaryota; Metazoa; Chordata; Lepidosauria; Squamata; Viperidae. Gene Ontology annotation, cellular component: cytoplasmic dynein complex; cytoplasm. Gene Ontology annotation, molecular function: dynein intermediate chain binding. Gene Ontology annotation, biological process: microtubule-based movement. The record is from RefSeq and is a predicted model, not a curated record. The transcript is spliced from 3 exons. The coding region runs from base 18 to 377 and encodes 119 amino acids.